UAACGGUAGAAACCGUCAACAUCAACAUUAAUGUAAGGGGAAAGGAUCCAGGAGAAUGAAUGGUUGCUUUCAAAUACUCUAGACCUUUCCUCUUCUAUCAGAAAUUCCAUUUCCUCCGCUAUAAAUGCGAUUCUGUUCACCACUUCCCACAUGAUAGAAAGUGUUCUUGAUCAAGUAUUCUGCUACCACCACCAGCAUAUCAAUCCCUCCUCCAUAUUUAAGAAUAAGAUAAAAUACCGGAUAUAACAAAACUUAGAGAUGGAGGAAGCACAGGUGCACGUGUGGGAAGGGUAUGUAGAUUGGAGGAACAGACCAGCCAUAAGAGGACAUCAUGGUGGCAUGCUUGCCGCUUCCUUUGUUUUGGCCGCUGAGGUAUUGGAGAACCUUGCAUAUCUUGCCAAUGCAAGCAACCUUGUUUUAUAUCUAUCCAAGUUUAUGCACUUUUCACCAUCCACCGCUGCCAACAUUGUCACUGACUUCAUGGGAACAUCCUUCCUCCUUGCUGUUCUUGGUGGGUUUCUGGCUGAUGCAUUUAUCACCACUUAUUCCAUCUAUCUCAUAAGUGCUGCAAUAGAAUUCAUGGGUUUAUUAAUGCUGACAAUACAAGCUCACAAGCCAUCACUGGAGCCACCACACUGUGUUAUGGGAAAGACCCACAGUCCAUGCCAUAACAUUCAUGGUGGGGACGCAGUUAUGCUAUUUGCAGGCCUCUAUCUAGUGGCUCUUGGCGUAGGAGGUAUAAAAGGUUCACUUCCUCCUCAUGGAGCUGAGCAGUUUGAUGAGAAUACCCCAGAGGGAAGGAAGCAGAGAUCUUCAUUUUUCAAUUACUUUGUUUUCAGCCUGUCAUGUGGUGCAUUAAUUGCAGUAACUUUUGUGGUAUGGAUUGAAGACAACAAGGGAUGGCAGUGGGGUUUAGGAGUCUCAACUGCAUCAAUACUUCUCUCCAUUCCAGUGUUUCUUCUUGGUUCACACAAGUACAGGACCAAGAUUCCAGCAGGAAGCCCCAUCACAUCCAUGUUCAAGGUUCUCGUUGCAGCAAUUUGCAACAACUGCAAAGCCAGGAAUUCAAGCAAUGCUGUCAUAAGCAUGCCCACAAGUCCAUCCCAUGAAACUGAAAGGGAUGAUGGAGGAGAAAAAAUUAACACUAGAAAAGAGGUGGUAGACCAAAGCCAAACUCUAACUUCAAACCUUAAAUUCCUUAACAAAGCAAUGAUGGAACCGGUUCACCCAAUGUUAGAGUGCACAGUUAAGGAAGUGGAAGAGGUGAAGAUUGUGAUAAAGAUUCUUCCCAUAUUCAUGUCCACCAUAAUGCUAAACUGCUGCCUAGCUCAGCUAUCAACCUUCUCAGUCCACCAAUCAGCCACCAUGAACACCAUGCUUGGUUCCUUCAAGGUCCCACCAGCUUCUCUUCCUGUGUUCCCUGUCCUCUUCAUCAUGAUCAUUGCCCCACUCUACAACGACAUCAUUCUUCCAUUUGCUAGAAAAGCCACCAAAACCGAAAUGGGGAUCACACACCUACAAAGAAUAGGGACAGGCCUGUUUCUCUCCAUUGUGGCAAUGGCUGUGGCAGCUUUGGUGGAAACCAAGAGAAAGAAAACAGCUUCUAAACUUGGUUUACUAGACUCAACCAAACCCCUUCCCAUAACAUUCCUUUGGGUGGCUUUGCAGUACAUUUUUCUUGGCUCAGCUGAUCUUUUCACCUUGGCUGGCAUGAUGGAGUUCUUCUUCACAGAGGCACCAUGGAGCAUGAGGUCUUUGGCCACAGCACUUUCAUGGGCCUCACUGGCCAUGGGGUACUUCCUCAGCUCAGUUCUUGUGUCCGUCAUCAAUAAGGCCACAGGAGCUUUUGGACACACACCAUGGCUCUUAGGUGCCAACUUGAAUCACUAUCACCUUGAGAGGUUUUACUGGUUGAUGUGUGUGCUUAGUGGACUCAACUUCAUUCAUUUUCUCUUCUGGGCCACUUCCUACAAAUAUAGAUAUUCAACAAAGCAUGGAUUCUAGAAUGGAACAAACCUACGUAGUACGUACAAAUGUGUACUACUUCUUCUUGUAACUUAAUAAUUAACCGCCCUAAGCCUUUCGUAGUCUCAUAUAUGAUGAAAUAACGAGUGAGGUAGAGUGACCCCUUACUCAACCUCAUUUACCUGC
Molecule: messenger RNA, 2151 nt
Organism: Cajanus cajan (pigeon pea)
Lineage: Eukaryota; Viridiplantae; Streptophyta; Magnoliopsida; Fabales; Fabaceae
Product: protein NRT1/ PTR FAMILY 4.6
Biological process (GO): transmembrane transport
Cellular component (GO): membrane
Molecular function (GO): transmembrane transporter activity
Source: RefSeq, a predicted model, not a curated record